Molecule: messenger RNA, 448 nt
Organism: Daktulosphaira vitifoliae (grape phylloxera)
Lineage: Eukaryota; Metazoa; Arthropoda; Insecta; Hemiptera; Phylloxeridae
Product: dynein axonemal assembly factor 4-like
Exons: 2
Coding region: 68-418 (116 amino acids)
Biological process (GO): inner dynein arm assembly; outer dynein arm assembly; cilium movement
Molecular function (GO): protein binding
Source: RefSeq, a predicted model, not a curated record
UUUGAAAGAAAAUAACUACUUUGGAGCCAUAAGUGCUUACUCGCAUGGAAUAAAAUUAAGCCCUAAAAUGGCAGUAUUAUAUUUAAAUAGAUCAAAAGCACAUUUUCUGGUAAAAAACUAUCAUAAAACUAUUGAAGAUUCUACAAAAGCAUUAGAGUUGAUGGUUCCGCUUGUCGAGAGUAAUUUAUUAUGGAGAUCGGAAGCUUAUUAUUAUCGAGCAAAAGGAUUGAUCGAAUUACAAUCAGCUCAUUUGGCAGUGGAUGAACUUAAAGCAGCACUUACAUUAGUACCAUCGCGAGGUAAUAUUUAUGGACCGGAAUUACAACAUGCUAUAGAAUUAGCUCCUGUUCAUGAAGAAACCAUGAAGAAGUCUAAAGUAUUUGAUUUAAGUGAACCACCAACUGUUAUAUAUAAAUAAAGUUCUAAACUAAAAAUGUUUAAUUAAAAU